AUGCCGACCGAAUUAGAAGAGCUCGUCGAUUUUAUAUCGCAUGGAAACACUCAAGUGCGGACGAUCGCCGUCGAGAAUUUGAUUCCAUAUUCAUUAUCGCAGCCUUCAAUAUUCAAGACGAAUGAGCUUCUACCAGUAAAGGAUUUAAAAUUACUGGUCCGCGACUACAAACAAAUAGCCAAAGAUGCAAUGACAAUUCUCAUAAACCUGUCGACAGACAAGGAAGUUUUGGAAUAUCUUGCGAGUGAUAAAGAGUUCAUCAAUACUUUAUUCAACAAAUUGACAAACCCCGCAGAACCAAAUGCAAAUCUCAUUGCUAUGCUAUUCGCAAAUCUCGCAAAUGGAUGA
This is a messenger RNA of Botrytis sinoallii, 348 nucleotides long. RefSeq lists its product as uncharacterized. NCBI's taxonomy places the organism in Eukaryota, Fungi, Ascomycota, Leotiomycetes, Helotiales, Sclerotiniaceae. The transcript is spliced from 5 exons. The coding region runs from base 1 to 348 and encodes 115 amino acids. The record is from RefSeq and is a predicted model, not a curated record.